AUGGCGCCUACGCUAUCGGACAGGGGAGCCGUGGCUAUCCCCAGGACCCCCUACAUAGUUACUAUCAGUACUUCGGUUGAGAAGCCCACUCAGCGAGUUAGGGACCGUUCUCGACUAGGCGCCAGCAAAGCGGUUGGUAAGGGAGAAUUUGAUGGCGAGCUGGCCAGGAUCCCUCCCCCCGAGCAGGCUUGGCCCGGGGAGAAGCCUCUUUUCCCGACGGCUGGGCCGAUGUGGUAUUGCAGGGAACCCCGGCGGGCAGCAUUGAAAAUCCACCCACACCGGUGCUCAAGUUACAUGGUGGAAGAACUAAUCCAGGUCCAAGAAGGUCCAGAAAAACAGUGCAGCAUGGCGAGCAAGUUUUGGCGAAGGACACUUACUCACCUCGAGUCAACUCCACACCCGACUCUUCUAGCUACUAGUGAGAUUCCCAAGGAAUUAUCAUAA
Aspergillus niger is the source of this 444-nucleotide messenger RNA. RefSeq lists its product as hypothetical. The record is from RefSeq and is a predicted model, not a curated record. The coding region runs from base 1 to 444 and encodes 147 amino acids. The transcript is spliced from 2 exons. NCBI's taxonomy places the organism in Eukaryota, Fungi, Ascomycota, Eurotiomycetes, Eurotiales, Aspergillaceae.